Molecule: messenger RNA, 2460 nt
Organism: Didymosphaeria variabile
Lineage: Eukaryota; Fungi; Ascomycota; Dothideomycetes; Pleosporales; Didymosphaeriaceae
Exons: 3
Coding region: 1-2460 (819 amino acids)
Biological process (GO): glycerophospholipid catabolic process
Cellular component (GO): cytosol
Molecular function (GO): A2-type glycerophospholipase activity
Source: RefSeq, a predicted model, not a curated record
AUGGUCCGUCCAAGCAAGCAACAAAAGCUUGGACAGCUUUGGUGGGGAGCUCGCCGAGGCUUGCACACGCGGCGCAUGCUGCCAUCUAGAGCCACUGCUCUGCAUCUUGGCUCGCGAUAUGGCCCUCCGCUUUUCGUCGCCGCCUUGACCGCCGGUUUUGCGUCCUCUUCCUCGUCGCCAUGCGCAUUCCUUCGUCCAACCCUGCUCGACGCGCCGCAAGCUUCUUGGUCCUUCCUCGGGCGCCGUGAAGCCUCAACUAACGCGAAGGAAACACCCAACGACAACGAUGGCGCGGAAUCUAGCGAGCGUGGCAGUGGUGAACAGGAUCCUCCACCGCAGACCCGCGUUGUCAGACCAGGGGAAGGGGAAGGCAAUAACGUUGGCGAAGACAAGCUAUCGGCAUGGCAGGCUAUUACGAGGAAGAUGUCUGAGGCGCCAAAGUCGAUGAGCUCGCUGGGUGACGCGAUUGUGGACUACGUGGUGCCCGACUGGGCCAAAGUGCUGCCAGGCUUUGUGAAGAAGCUGCAAAAUGAGCUGUCUAUGGCACCUGGCUCUCUCGCAGAAGAGAUUUGGUACCAGGCAAACGACCCCGAAAUCCACCCCGAGAUCAUCUGGGAUGCGUCCGUUCGCGUUUCGACCGAGCUAUGCGCAGAAGAGAAGAGGUUCUUGGAAAAACGAGGGCAAUUCACAAAGAAGGCUCUAGCGCGCUACCUAAACAUUCCGGAAGACAAGAUACAUCCUGAUGAUGUUCCCAUCAUCGCUGUGUGCGGCUCCGGUGGCGGCCUUCGUGCACUCGUGGCAGGAACAGCUUCCUACCUCUCGGCGCACGAGGAAGGGCUCUUCGACUGCGUCACGUACACUGCCGGAGUGAGUGGGAGCUGCUGGCUGCAGACACUUUACUACUCGAACAUCUCCCAAAGAAGCCACGCACGAUUGAUCCGCCAUCUCAAGAACCGACUCGGGGUACACAUUGCUUAUCCUCCAGACGCGCUCGAUCUUGUUGCGAGUGCGCCCACGAACAAGUAUCUACUCGGUGGGCUUGUCGAGAAAGCAAAAGGCACACCGACUGCCGAGUUUGGCAUCGUCGAUAUCUAUGGCGUGCUGUUAGCUGCAAGAUUGCUUGUGCCAAAGGGUGAAUUGUCGGUGGACGAAUACGACUUCAAGCUCUCCUACCAGCGCAGAUACACAGAUGAUGGUUCUCAACCACUCCCGAUCUAUACAGCCGUUCGACACGAAAUACCCCUAGCCGAACAGCAAGAUACCAAGGACCCAAUAGCUGCUGAAGCAAAGGCGCGAAGGGAAGCUUGGUUCCAGUGGUUUGAAUUCACACCCUACGAGUUUUGGUGCGAAGAACUUGAAGCUGGCAUUCCCACUUGGGCGGUCGGUCGCAAAUUCGAAAAUGGACGAACAGUGUGGCGAGACAACGGUCUUGCUCUGCCUGAAGUUCGCAUACCAAUGCUAAUGGGCGUAUGGGGCAGUGCUUUCUGCGCAACGCUGUCACACUAUUACAAGGAAAUCCGGCCAGCGUUGAUGGGAAUUGCCGGGUUUACCGGUCUAGACGCAAUGAUCGCAGAAAGAGACAGAGACCUCGUUAAAGUCCACCCUAUUGAUCCGGCAGCAAUUCCCAACUUUGCCCUAGGGAUGCGAGAUUAUCUGCCUCCGUCUUGCCCCGAAAGCAUACAUCAUAUUGACAACUUCCAGCUCAUGGAUGCUGGUAUGAGCAACAACCUGCCGAUAUAUCCCUUACUACGGCCUGGUAGAGACGUGGACGUUUUGAUAGCGUUCGAUGCGAGCUCAGAUGUUCGUACGGACAAUUGGUUGAAAGUGACUGAAGGCUACGCAAAACAACGCGGCAUCAAGGGCUGGCCUGUUGGGGCAGGUUGGCCUCCAGGAGACGAGACGGCGGAAGAAAUGCAGAAGGAUCUCGACAGUGCACAAGCUCGUACGGAAGAGCAGGCGCAAGAGAAGAUACAAGAAGCGAAAGAACAUGACAAACCCAAGCGAACAGGAGGGAGAAGCAAAGACUUGAGCUUUUGCAAUGUCUGGGUUGGCACGACGGAAGAGCGCACCACAGAUAGGGAAGCACCCAGCGUCAAGCAAGCCGAAGAAUACUGGGAGGUCACAAGACCUGACGCUGGCAUCACGGUCGUCUACUUCCCGUUUUUGAAGAACCCCGAAGUUCCUGGGAUUGACCCAAAAACAUCCGACUUCAUGAGCACGUGGAAUUUCAUAUACACGCCUGAGCAGGUCGAUUCUGUAGUGGACCUAGCCAGAGCAAACUUCCAAGCGGGAGCGGAGCGAACGAAGAGGACAGUGCGUGCAGUAUAUGAGCGCAAGAAAAAGAUGCGGGAAGAGAGGGAGGCGGAGGAGCGCGAGAGGCGGAGGAGGUGGAAGUUGAGAGAGGGCCGGGCUGGUGGUAGAAGACAUGGUGAAAGCGACCACGGAGAUCAGUUUAGUUGA